AUGGGCAAAUCACAGUCCAAGCUCUCGCAAGAGCAGCUGGCCGAACUCCAGAAGUCCACCCACUUUGACAAGAAGGAGCUGCAGCAAUGGUAUAAGGGCUUCCUCAAGGACUGCCCCUCGGGCAUGCUCACCAAGGAGGAGUUCCAGAAGAUCUACCGGCAGUUCUUCCCCUUUGGCGACCCCUCGUCGUUCGCCGACUACGUCUUCAACGUCUUCGACAGCGAUAAGUCCGGCAGCAUCGACUUCAAGGAGUUCAUCUGCGCCCUGAGCGUCACCUCGCGCGGCAAGAUGGAGGACAAGCUCGACUGGGCCUUCCAGCUCUACGACAUUGACGGCGACGGCAAGAUAAGCUACGACGAGAUGCUCAAGAUCGUGGAGGCGAUCUACAAGAUGGUCGGCUCAAUGGUGAAGCUGCCAGAAGACGAAGAUACCCCCGAGAAGCGCGUCAAGAAGAUUUUCCGCAUGAUGGACAAGGACGAGAACGGCAGCCUGGACAUGGAGGAGUUCAAGGAGGGCAGCAAGCGGGACGAGACCAUCGUGUCCGCCCUGUCUCUGUACGACGGGCUGGUGUGA
This is a messenger RNA of Phaeoacremonium minimum UCRPA7, 573 nucleotides long. RefSeq names its product putative neuronal calcium sensor 1 protein. The transcript is spliced from 4 exons. The record is from RefSeq and is a predicted model, not a curated record. Gene Ontology annotation, cellular component: intracellular membrane-bounded organelle; membrane; cytosol. Lineage: Eukaryota; Fungi; Ascomycota; Sordariomycetes; Togniniales; Togniniaceae. Bases 1 to 573 code for a protein of 190 amino acids. Gene Ontology annotation, molecular function: calcium ion binding.